Messenger RNA from Coffea eugenioides, 2084 nucleotides. RefSeq names its product protein artemis. The transcript has 4 exons. Gene Ontology annotation, biological process: protection from non-homologous end joining at telomere; interstrand cross-link repair; double-strand break repair via nonhomologous end joining. The record is from RefSeq and is a predicted model, not a curated record. Gene Ontology annotation, molecular function: 5'-3' DNA exonuclease activity; damaged DNA binding. The coding region runs from base 110 to 1729 and encodes 539 amino acids. Lineage: Eukaryota; Viridiplantae; Streptophyta; Magnoliopsida; Gentianales; Rubiaceae.
CACAAAAGACACGCACAAAAACACACAUGUGAAAUCCCUAAUUUCUGGGAAUUGGGAUUGUUAUUCUUCUCCAGUGUGUAUUGUGUGUGAAAAUAGUACACAUAGAGAGAUGCCAAUAGAAAUGCCAAGAGGGCUCCCAUUUUCAGUGGAUACAUUUUCUCCAAAUUCAAAGAGAAAAAGGCAUCAUUUCCUCACACAUGCCCACAAGGACCAUUGUCAAGGAAUUCUCACCCAUGCUUCUUACCCCAUCUAUUCUACUCUUCUCACCAAGGGCCUUGUUCUCCAGUAUUAUCCACAGCUUGAUGAUGGGGUUUUUGUGGGAAUUGAGGUUGGUAAAAUGCUUGUUAUUGGUGAUCCGGAUGGCGAUUUUGCGGUGACUGCUUUUGAUGCAAAUCAUUGCCCAGGAGCUGUGAUGUUUCUUUUUGAAGGCAGAUUUGGUAACAUUCUACAUACAGGGGAUUGCAGACUUACACCCGAGUGCUUGCAAAGCUUACCGGAGAAGUUCCUAGGAAAGAAAGGGAAAGAACCCAGGUGUCAAUUGGAUUAUGUAUUCUUAGACUGCACAUUUGGUAGGUUUCCCUUGAAAAUGCCAAGCAGGCAAUCAGCAAUCCAGCAGGUCAUAAAUUGUAUAUGGAAGCACCCUGAUGCACCCAGAGUGUAUCUGACCUGUGACCUUCUAGGCCAGGAAGAAAUUUUGGUGAAUAUAUCUCAAACAUUUGGCUGCAAGAUAUAUGUUGAUAAAGUGCAAAAUCCUGGAUGUUAUCAGGCUCUAGAACUUACAGUUCCUGAAAUUCUGUCACAAGAUUCGUCUUCACGUUUCCAGAUAUUUGACGGAUUUCCCAAACUUUGUGAAAGAGCAGAAGCCAAGAUUGCCGAGGCUCGUGCUAAUUUUCAGCAUGAGCCUCUAGUUUUACGUCCUUCUGCACAGUGGUAUGCAUGUGAGGAAGGAUAUUCAGAGGCUGAAAAUCGAAGAAAGAGAAUACAUGAUCAAGCUGUAAGAGAUAUUUCUGGUGUUUGGCAUGUGUGUUACUCGAUACACUCAUCCAGGGAAGAACUAGAGUGGGCUUUGCAGCUACUAGCACCAAAAUGGGUUGUCUCAACAACACCUAGUUGCAGGGCCAUGGAACUAGAUUAUGUAAAAAGGCAUUGCUUCAAUGCUCGAACCGGUUCAGAUAAUUCCUUCUCAAAACUCCUGAAUAUCACUCUGGGGGAUUCUUCAGCUCCAGAAACCACACCAAGUUUGAGUUGUUCGCCUAUCAUUGAAAUACCUAGUAAAGAUGAUUUGGAAACCCAGUCCAAAUCAAUGCUAGCAUCAACAAGCCACAGAAGAUUAUUAAAUUUGUCUCCCCCAAGCAAAAGACCAUCUGUCACAUUAUUUGGAAAAGCAAGGGUUGGAAUUCAGGAUUCUAUCUUCAAGCAUGAGAAGGAAACAGUUACAGAAGAUGAUUCUUCACAGAAAGCAAGGGAAGAUACUUCACUUAGGCAAGUGGAGGUUGUUGAAGUGGAAUGCAGAAAGUCAUUUGAGGAAAGCAGAGAGGAAGAAGACAGGAAAAUAAGCAAGUCAACACAAAGAAGAAAACGUGCUUCUGAUUCACCAAUUGGAUCGUCAAAGAGCUUUAGUCAAAGUUUGAGGAACUUUUAUAGGUCCAUGAAUGUAUCAGUACCGCAGCCUCUCCCAUCCUUAGUGGAGCUUAUGCAUGCCAAUAAAUGCUCCAGGAGAAGAUUCUAAAUCCAAGUCUUCUGAGUAUCAUGGUGGAUUUUAAAUUCUCUCUGUAAUUCGGACCAUUGAAUUUAUGCUUCUCUCUCAAAGGCAGCAGAAGUGUACACGUUUCAAUUCUGGCUCCUUUGGCAUUCUCCAUUGUUUCAAGAUUCAGAUGCCAUUGUGCUUGACAAGAGAAACAGAUACAUAUAUACAUAUACAUGGAAUUGUUUAGGUAGCAUACCUUCUGCAACUACCCAGUUUCCUUCCUCUUUAUGUUGUAAGUGCAUUUGUUUUUAGUAUACUUCAAUUGAAUUAUUCAAAAGUUAGCGUAUUUCUCAGCACCUUGUGAUUUGUACAUGAUUAACUUGAUAUUUAUUGUGUA